Messenger RNA from Trachymyrmex septentrionalis, 2282 nucleotides. Its product is annotated as tyrosine-protein phosphatase corkscrew. The transcript is spliced from 11 exons. Lineage: Eukaryota; Metazoa; Arthropoda; Insecta; Hymenoptera; Formicidae. Gene Ontology annotation, biological process: protein dephosphorylation. Bases 210 to 2081 code for a protein of 623 amino acids. The record is from RefSeq and is a predicted model, not a curated record. Gene Ontology annotation, molecular function: protein tyrosine phosphatase activity.
GUUUUCACACAAGCUGGUUAGCUGGUAGACAGAGUAGGCUGGACGUUAUUCAGACAGUGUACAUGUGUUGGCAUUGUAACGUAUCACUCUCGAUCUGAUGAGCUGAUGUACGAUCGGAAAGCUGCCAACUGCUAAGUGUCCCAUGAUCUAAUUCAAUACGAGCCGCGUGCGUUUUAACGAGUCACUCGAAUAAUUUAUUGAUAAUUGACAUGAGUCGUCCAAAUAAUUCCAACAUGGUAGUAUCUCGCAGAUGGUUUCACCCCAAUAUUACAGGUUUAGAAGCGGAACAUUUGUUAAUGGAACGAGGAGUUGACAGUUCAUUUUUAGCACGACCAAGUUCUUCAAAUCCUGGUGACUUUACAUUGUCUGUUAGACGGAACGGUGAAGUGACUCAUAUUAAAAUAAAAAAUGCAGGAGACUUCUAUGAUCUUUAUGGUGGUGAAAAAUUUGCUACUCUUUCUGAAUUGGUACAAUUUUACAUGGAAAAUGAUGGACAGUUACGCGAAAAAAAUGGUGAAAUUAUUGAGCUUAAACAUCCUCUCAAUUGUGCUGAUCCUACGACUGAAAGGUGGUUCCAUGGCCAUUUGUCAGCGAAAGAAGCAGAACGGUUAAUGCUGGAACGUGGGAAAAAUGGAUCUUUCUUGGUGCGUGAGUCUCAAAGUAAACCUGGUGAUUUUGUACUAUCAGUACGGACUGAUGAUCGUGUUACGCACGUUAUGAUACGAUCUCAGGAUAAUAAAUAUGAUGUAGGUGGUGGAUACAAGUUUGAUAGUCUUAGCGAUUUAAUAGAACACUAUAAACGAAAUCCAAUGGUUGAAACAAGCGGAAGCGUUGUUCAUCUUCGGCAACCAUUUAAUGCAACGCGUAUUAAUGCUAGUAGUAUCGAAAGCAGAGUUAGACAAUUACACAAAGAAAAUGGUUGUUCCAAUGGUUGGCUAUGUUGGAAUGGAACUAGUGGAAGCAAUGAGGAUGGAGCAGGUCGUGGAAAAGGAAAGGCUGGAUUUUGGGAAGAAUUCGAAUCGUUGCAACAGCAAGAAUGCCGGCAUAUGUUUUCAAGAAAGGAAGGUUUACGUUCAGAAAAUCGUGCCAAGAAUCGUUAUAAAAACAUUUUACCAUUUGAUCAUACUAGAGUACGAUUAAAAAACAUAGUAUCUGAUAUUCCUGGAGCUGAUUAUAUUAAUGCUAAUUACAUAAGGAACAAAGAAGGAGAUGAAACAAACACUACUGUUGAUAGUGGUGGUGAUGAUGCAUCUUUUGGCAAAUGUUACAUAGCUACGCAAGGUUGUCUUCCGAAUACCAUAGAAGAUUUUUGGCACAUGGUUUACCAGGAAAAUACUCGUGUGAUUGUUAUGACUACUAAGGAAAUAGAGAGGGGAAAGAACAAAUGUGCGCGUUAUUGGCCGGAAGAAGGAGAAAAUUCCGAAUAUGGUAACGAGUGGAAAGUGCGUGCUGUAUCUCGAACUUCAACUGCUGAUUAUACACUGCGUGAGUUUUUUUUGCAAGGAACCAAACCGGAGUUUUCCGAGUCCAGGAGAAUUUAUCAUUAUCAUUUUCAAGCAUGGCCUGAUCACGGUGUUCCAUCAGAUCCUGGUUGUGUACUGAACUUUUUACAUGAUGUAAAUGCCAGGCAAGAAUCAAUUGCGGCAUCUUUGGUUCCAAAAGAUCAGGAUGAACCAUGCAUAGGACCAAUUCUUGUUCAUUGUAGUGCUGGAAUUGGCCGGACUGGCACAUUUAUCGUUAUCGACAUGAUUUUAGAUCAAAUUAAACGCCAUGGAUUGGAUUGUGAAAUUGACAUUCAACGUACGGUACAGCGAGUACGUGCGCGAAGAUCAGGAAUGGUUCAAACAGAGGCGCAAUAUAAAUUUGUCUACCUUGCUGUUCUACAUUAUAUUGAGACUGUGUCUCAACGAAUGCAAGCAGAACAGAAAUCACUUCAGUUAGGUAGAGAAUACACCAACAUUCGUUACAAAAGCGAGACGAACGCUUCCACGACUGCUGUUGUGAGCGAAAUUUCUACUCCCACUUAUACGCCAACAAUCCCUCCAACAUCACCACUCAGUUAUGGUCUGAGGCCAAAGUAAUUCUUUUUAGGCUCCAUCGGUUUCGCAUAUAUUCGAGAAAGCAAAGAAGAGGCUUUGUUAUUCUUUUGCUCUCUCUUUCUCUUUCUAUCUUCUACUUCUCUAUUACUAUAAGUAAUAUUACAAGGAAAACGUAAUACACAAUAUAUUCUGAGAUUCGCAGAAAUGUAUUUCGCUAAGAGAUUGACUUUUGAAUUUUGCCUC